Bombus pascuorum is the source of this 1976-nucleotide messenger RNA. RefSeq names its product leucine-rich PPR motif-containing protein, mitochondrial (gene bsf). The record is from RefSeq and is a predicted model, not a curated record. Gene Ontology annotation, molecular function: protein binding. The transcript is spliced from 10 exons. NCBI's taxonomy places the organism in Eukaryota, Metazoa, Arthropoda, Insecta, Hymenoptera, Apidae. The coding region runs from base 39 to 1916 and encodes 625 amino acids.
GACGCUGUAUCAAUUUUAGUAACGAGUGUCAGCUUAUCAUGAUAAAUAUUUUAUUAAAAUGUGUAAAUCAUUUUCAAAAUCACUUAAAAAUUGCGAUAUUAAACGAAAACAAGAAAAUGAUACAUUUUCUACCUCGACUACGUAAGGAAACAUUUGAAAUGUUAAAAAGGGAUACAAUAUCGAUACCGUAUAUUGAUGAGUAUUAUAAAAAAGAUCUAAUAAAUAAAAAAUUUGAUAGUAUACGUAGACACAUGGAAAUACACAAAUGUGUACAGAGAACAGAAAUGGCAAGUAUUAUAGAUCUUAUAAAUUCAGUGCAUGUUAUAGAUACUUAUAAGAUAUUCUUAUUACUUUCCUGGUGUAAUAAUUUAACCGAUUGUUUACCAGUAGACAAAGUAAAACUUGGAAGAUCUUUAUGGUUGAUUUUGGAUGUGUGCAAUUUUGAGAUGUCCACAGCCCAUUAUAAUGAGCUUUUAAAAUUAUAUACAAGAAAUGAAUAUGAUUUUUCAACUAUGGAAUUACUAACGCACAUGAAAUGUAAACAAAUUUAUCCAAAUGAUAUCACAUAUGAGAUGUGUAUUAAAUAUUGUUGUGUGAAGGGGAAUAUUGACAUGGCAUUAAUGUUUGUUGAAGAUAUGCGGAAGUUACAAUUUCCUAUAUCGGAAUCUGUCUUUAAUUCAUUAAUAUUGGGAUAUUCUCAAUCUGGAGAUAUAGGGAAUGUAAAUAAAAUUCUAAAUUAUAUGAAAGAACAGAAAUUAAAAUUAACUACUGGAACAUAUGCUGCUCUUAUAUAUACUCAUGCUAAAUUGAAUAAUGUUGUUAAAAUCGAAGAAACAAUUCAGCAUUGCAAUUUAAACAACAUACACUUCUCUAACAAAAAUAUUUUAAAUGUGAUUUAUAUAUUAGUAGGGAAUAAUAACAUCAAAGAUGUUCACACUAUGUAUCAAUAUUUAAAAAAAAAGAACACCAUUCUAAAUAUUGAAAUAGAAAUUAUAUUAAAGUUAAUAAAUAUUAAUCACAUAUACUUAGCUAUGAAGGCACUAUCAUGUAUAGGUUUACAUGAUAAACACCCUCAAUUUGAAAAUAUUCUGAGAUUAAUUUUAGAACAUGUAGUUAAUAAUAGAGUGUUAAUUAAUGAUAUUAUUAAGCUAUGUACGAUUUCUAAAGACGAAACAGUGUUCAAGAAAUGUUUUUUAAUAUUAUUAUAUUAUUCGUUAAUGAAGAAUGACCAUUUAUCUCUUCCUUUGCUUAGAAUAUUUAAAAGUCAUUAUCUAAUAAAGCCACAUUAUUUUUGGCCACUGUUACUUAGACAGGCAACUAAAUAUGAUUUUGAAGGUAUUUUAGGUAUUCUUAAAAUUAUGGUCAAUGACUUUAAUAUAUUACCUUGCAUUGAUACAAUUACUGAUUACGUUUUGCCAUUUACUUUUGGAAAAAUAUCUCACAUAAGAAAUUUAUUAAUAAAACAUAAUAUAAGUGAAACAACGAUUAAUAAUGCUUAUGUAUUAUUACUAUUGAGAAAAAAAAAGAUAGUAGAAGCUGCUAUAUAUAUGCGAUAUUUCAAAGGUGAAUAUUUUUAUAAAAUUAUUGCUUCUGAUCUCAGACAAGCUUCAAUAUUUAAAAAUGAUAUAUAUAAUUUUGUAAAUAUCAGUAAGAACUUAAUAGAAAACACUGAUCCAAAUUCAAUAUUGAUGUUAAAUAACAAAUCAAGUAAUGUAACAUUUGUGCCUAUGGACAAACAGUUACAUGAUUUUAUGAUUGAUUUUCCAUCUCAUAAAACGUGGUUGAUAAGGGUAAUAAAUCAGCUGGUAAAUGACAACAUUAACUUAAAGACUGAAACAGUAGAAAGAAUAUAUAAAUUUUUACAUGCAGAAAUAACAGAUGAUGUAGUACAAGUUCUUCAAAGUUUAACAAAAUAAAGUGAUGUGAAAUUACCCAGCAAUUUUAUAUUUAAUAAAUUUCAAGUUUAUUAGAUCAUA